Cyclocybe aegerita is the source of this 1836-nucleotide messenger RNA. Lineage: Eukaryota; Fungi; Basidiomycota; Agaricomycetes; Agaricales; Hemipholiotaceae. The record is from the annotation of a GenBank genome assembly.
AUGUUCGUCAGGACCAGCUUGCUCUACCUCUUUGGGCUCCUCGGCACCCUUAGAGCAGUUUCUGCUUGUGCCGAUGACCACGACCAUGACCAUUCGAUCAUCAGUAGAGCAGUCCCUUCAGCGCCGUUAACCCCACCGUCGCGUCCUUUGGAGUGGGGUGACAUCAACAUCAUCCACACCACCGACACCCAUGGCUGGCUACUCGGGCACCAGAAGAAGUCGUUCCCUGAACCCAAUUACAGCGGAGACUUUGGAGAUUUUGCGUCGUUCGUAUCGCACAUGAAGGAGAUUGCCAUUGAACGCGAUGUGGACCUCUUGCUGGUGGAUUCUGGCGAUCUGCCCGACGGAACUGGCCUAAGUGACGGUUUCCCGCCUGGAGGAAUCGAUGCACACGACUCCAACCAAUUCCUCAAAAGGCUGCCGUACGAUGUGAUGGCCAUUGGGAACCAUGAGCUGUAUGUCUACGCGAACACACUCGACAUGCACCAGAAUUUCGCCCCGAGCCUCCAUGGAAGAUACUUGUCCUCGAACGCAAACAUCGCGGUCGUGAAUGACCAAGGCCAGGUCGUCAGCGUUCCUGUUGGAAGUCGCUUUGCUAAAUUUACGACCAGGAAAGGUCGAAAAGUUACCUCGUUGGGUGUUCUGUUCGAUUUUACUGGUUACGACAAGAAUACCACUGUUCAGAAGGUCGAGGAUAUGGUCAGAGAAGCUUGGUUCGCCGAUGCCAUUAAGGACGAACCUGAUUUCUUCCUGCUCGUUGGGCACAUGCCAGUUGCUCGCGACAAAUGGCCCUUCGUUUUCAAUACCAUCCGAGCUGUCCAUCCAACGACGCCAAUUCUUAUCCUCGGAGGUCAUACGCACAUUCGCGACUGUCUUCAACUGGAUGGUCGUUCCAUGUCAUUGGAGAGCGGACGAUAUAUGGAGACAAUAGGUUGGCUAAGUAGGAUCUUCCACCAUUUCUGCUUUAUUGUCGUUGAUAUCCUUCCGAAAAUCCUAAUCGCGUCACAUUCGAGCAAGCGAACGGACUUGCAAUUCGACACUCGUGAGGGCAACGAUAUCACCAGAGGGUUGAAUAACCUUGCGAAGAGGUUCGAUCUGUCCUUCCUAUUCGGAACGGCUCCUCAUGACUUCACCACCACUCAAGCACCCUAUCCUUCUAACAACUCUCUUUUGAGCCUGUUCAUCGAAAAUGCUCUGCCCGUUGCCCUCGCUAUCAACAACACACGAUCUUCUAUCCCCAGUAUCAUGAUCACGAACUCGGGCUCGCAACGCUUCGACCUCUACGCUGGGCCAUUCACUAAGAACGACCAGCUGACAGCCUCUCCAUUCGCCGACUCCUUCCUCUUCAUACCUGGCGUCCCAUUUGUCUCUGCAAAACAAGUGCUGCCCACUCUGAACAAUGGUGGUGCGAAUGAGAGGAGGGCAUUGUUCAACAAGAGGGAGGAGGAACUUUAUGGUCGUGGAUAUGUUGAUACUGUUUACCGCAAGUGGUUGGAGGAGAUGGAUUUGAGGAAUGCUGGGUUUGACAGGCGUACUGCAAGUAAUUUGACACUGGGAUACGUUACGACCGAUGCUUGCCCUGGUGUUGGAGACGACACAUCACACGUGCCUCUUCCAUUCCACUCCGUCCCGGACUUCAUCGGCUCUGUGCCCCCAGCAGUCUCGGACGACACACCCAUCGACCUCGUCUUUGUCGACUUCAUCGAGACCCAGUUCUUGCACGUUCUGAACACCGUCCAGAAGACGAAGACCUAUACCACUGCUGAUGUCCAGGCAUACAGCCCGGUGCUGGCGAACCAGGCUCUCGGGAUUUAUGCGCAACAGGUGUGGAAUUGA